This is a messenger RNA of Nicotiana attenuata, 2645 nucleotides long. Its product is annotated as filament-like plant protein 3. The record is from RefSeq and is a predicted model, not a curated record. The coding region runs from base 67 to 2199 and encodes 710 amino acids. The transcript is spliced from 5 exons. NCBI's taxonomy places the organism in Eukaryota, Viridiplantae, Streptophyta, Magnoliopsida, Solanales, Solanaceae.
GUGUCUGUUAAGGUAGCUUUUUCUGGAAUAUUAGUUAAGAGGAAUGAGGAGUUAAUUUUCUUGUGGAUGGACCGGCGUAGUUGGUUGUGGCGGAGGAAGGCAUCGGAGAAGAGUCCGAGUGGCAGUGGUGAAACUGAAAGCUCUUCUGUUGGAUCCAUUUCUUCCCAUUCUGAGAGGUUCUUUGAUGAUCAGGCUCUUCAAAAUCAUAACACUCAAUCUCCUGAAGUCACAUCUAAAACUGCUCCCAGCGAUGAAGAACUUAAUGAAACUGUCAAGACGCUGUCAGCUAAAUUAUCCGAAGCUCUUGUGAACGUCCGUGAGAAGGAAGAUUUGGUAAAGCAGCAUGCAAAAGUAGCCGAGGAAGCUGUCUCAGGAUGGGAGAAGGCUGAAGCUGAAGUGUUGAUCCAGAAGAGAUUAGUUGAGACAGCAAACCAGAAGAACUCAAUCCUUGAAGAGCGUAUCAAACAUCUUGAUGGAGCGCUUAAAGAGUGUCUAAGACAGCUUCGACUGGCAAGAGAAGAGCAAGCGCAGAAUGUCCAGGUCGCUGUAGCCAAGACAAGUUGUGAGUGGGAGUUUAAAAAGUCUGAACUUGAAAAUAAGCUUGUUCAGCUCCAGUCUCAACUGCAAAGCUCUAAAGCCGAAGACAGUAACGUUCAAGAUCUUCAGCGUAAGCUUGAAUAUGCUGAGAAACAGAACUCAAUCCUCAAGCUUGACCUUGUUUCAAUAUCUGAGGAGCUCAAACUAAUGACAUCUGAGAGAGAUUUAAGUACUCAUGCUGCUGAAACAGCUAGCAAACAACGCCUGGAGAGUAUCACGAAAGUGGCUAAGCUUGAAGCAGAAUGCCGUAUGCUCAAGGCAUUUGCUCGGAAAAGAUCAACAGUGAAUGACCACAAGUCUACCGCUGCUUCCUCAGCUUAUUUUGAACCUUCCGCUGAUAGUUUGUCAGAUACUGGAGAACGGCUGUCUACAGCAGAAAAUAAUAGUUGCAAAAUCAGUGGUUUGGAGCCAAAUAAUUAUGACCAGAACAGUUCUUACUUCCUGUCUUCUGCUUUAGUUUCUGAAUUGAAUCAGUAUAAACAUGAAAAGCCACAUAGAAGAGACCUUAUAGCAUCGUCUGUGGAGAUAAAUCUGAUGGAUGAUUUUCUUGAGAUGGAGAAGCUUGCAGCGCGUCCUGAUACAGCGAGUGAAAGCAGCAACGUCAGAGGAGCUCACAUCGGUGAACCCAUUUUAAGAACUGAACGUAGAGCCAUAAUUAGUCAGACAGCUGAAGCGGAGAAGUUGGCAAAGAUGGAGGUGGAGAAAUUGAAACUAGAGAAGGAAUUAACUGAGUGUCAGGACGAGCUUAAGAUAUCUAAAGAACAAUUAAAAGAAACAAAGGACAAUCUAAUUGAGGUAAAAGCUCAGUUAUCUAUGGCAAAUGAAGCAAGGAGAAAAUUGGAGCCUGAACUCAAAGCUGCUAUAACAAAGCUUAAAGACUUAACAGAACAUUUGCAGAAAAUGGAGGCUGAGAUUGUGGAGCUCAAAGCACAGUUAUCUGUGGCAAAUGAAGCAAAGAAGAAUACUGAGGCAGAAGUCAAGUCUGCCAACACUAGGCUCAAGAAUUUGGUUGAACGCUUAGAAGAAGCAGACGUUGAUGUAGCGGAAUUCCAAGCUCAGCUCAUUACAGCUAAUGAAGCAAAGAGGGCUGCUGAGGCUGAAGUUGAGUCUACCAAUUUGAAGCUUAAGAAAUCAGAAUUUCGCUUGGAGGAAACUGAAGUCAAACUUUUAGGGCUUCAAACUCAACUAGAAACCAUGAAACAAAUGAAAUCUGGAGUUGAGGCCGAACUUGAAGCUACCAAUGCAAAGAAAGAUGUGGCAGAGUCACAACUUAAAGCCACUGAAUUGAAGCUGCAAACAUUGCUUUCUAAAGUUGAUACUCUUCAAGAGGAGCUUCGCAAGGAAAGAGCUUUGCACCAGGAAACUGCUGCUAAGUUGCAGAAACUAGAAAUUGAUAAUUCAGUGAUAAAAUCUGCAUCCCAGCUUCAGAAAGCAACUAUUGUCGAGGAAUUUAAGAUCAAUAAGGAUAAACAAAUGGCAAUAGCAGCUAGUCAAUUUGCGGAGUGCCAAAAGACAAUCGCUUCUAUUGGUUGGCAAUUGAAAUCCCUUGCUACCAUGGAUGAUUUCUUGAUUGACUCAGGUGAACCAUUGCUGAUACAAUGACAUUUCCAAAAGAAGGUUUGGUUCAAAAAAUUGCCUUCCUGUGGCUCUCCCUCCCAAAGAUUCUGAAACUCAACAACUUCAUCAUUGUUCAUACAUACUGAUAGCGUCCGACACCUUUAAAUUAACAAACUGAAGGGAGGCUGAACGUCGAAGAAAUGAUAGGUAUUAUGCAGCAGAAAUCCUGUAGAAUUCAAGAUGGAACAAUUGGAUAACAGAAGAAGUUGUAAAGCUGGGAAAAAGAAAAUCUUUGAUGCCAUUAGUUAAGUGCUCAGUCACGAACUUAUUAGGUAGAUAAAUUCUUUUCUCUUUUGGGUUAAUAAUCAUGCCAUGUAAUAUUGAUCGAUGACAAGUUCUUAUAUAAUGUAUAAUGUUCCAAAUUCACUGUAACAGAAGUUCACCAGAAAAAUAAGUAUUCAUGUAUAUUAUUCAAUUCAAUUAUUGCAUGA